CCUCAGGACGCAUUUGCAGAAUAAAGUACAAGGCACAAACAAUCCAACACCUCUUAACGCGUGUGAUCGGUUGACACAUUCUCUCUUAAGAGUUUCCCGUCCAUCGAUCACAUACACGUAUCCAUCAUCAUGGAAAUGAAGAAGAUUGCCUUCGUCGUCCUUGUUGCCGCCAUCUGCGUGACCGCAGUCAUGGCCGCAAAGGAACAGCCAAAGCCGACAGUAUUCUAUCCACCCCCCCCACAGAAAGCCGACUCCCCGAAAUCUGGUGCCCCUGCCCCGGCUCCUAACAGUGGCAAAGGCUCCCAUGCACCCACUCCUACUCCCUCCGGAGCUAAACACUCUUCCGCUGAGGCUCCUACCACCUCUUCUAGCGGGGAUUCUACCACCUCUAGCUCGGAAGAUUCUACCACCUCUACUUCCGCUAGCUCUACCUCUACUUCCGAUAGCUCUACCACCGGGGCUCCUGCACCUGCACAUUCCUCCGCCAACACCGUAGUUGGGUCCUUGGUCGGAGCUUCACUCGUGUCCUUCUUGGCCCUUUACAUGCAGUAAAUGACUCAAUCAACUAGAGGGGAAGGAGGAGGAGAUGAAGGUUAUCGGUUUGUUUGGGUUAAACAUAUGUAGUCCUCCAUUUUUUAUGUUUCUUUUUCAGGGUGUGUGCGUGUAAUAUGUAAUAUGUAAUAAAUGAAUUAAAAUUCGCGCGCGAAUUUGGAUU
Messenger RNA from Rosa rugosa (rugosa rose), 715 nucleotides. Its product is annotated as classical arabinogalactan protein 5-like. The coding region runs from base 130 to 552 and encodes 140 amino acids. The record is from RefSeq and is a predicted model, not a curated record. NCBI's taxonomy places the organism in Eukaryota, Viridiplantae, Streptophyta, Magnoliopsida, Rosales, Rosaceae. The transcript has a single exon.